Molecule: messenger RNA, 1690 nt
Organism: Acomys russatus (golden spiny mouse)
Lineage: Eukaryota; Metazoa; Chordata; Mammalia; Rodentia; Muridae
Gene: Elp3
Product: elongator acetyltransferase complex subunit 3
Exons: 15
Coding region: 17-1660 (547 amino acids)
Biological process (GO): tRNA wobble base 5-methoxycarbonylmethyl-2-thiouridinylation
Cellular component (GO): nucleus; cytoplasm; elongator holoenzyme complex
Molecular function (GO): acyltransferase activity, transferring groups other than amino-acyl groups; iron-sulfur cluster binding
Source: RefSeq, a predicted model, not a curated record
UUACGGCGACAAAAAGAUGAAGCAAAAGAGGAAAGGAGAUCUCAGCACUGCUGAGCUGAUGAUGCUGACCAUAGGAGAUGUCAUCAAGCAGAUGAUUGAAGCUCACGAACAGGGCAAAGACCUCGAUCUAAAUAAGGUGAAAACCAGGACAGCUGCCAAGUAUGGCCUUUCGUCCCAGCCCCGCCUGGUGGACAUCAUUGCUGCGGUCCCCUCUCACUAUCGGAAGGUCUUGGUUCCCAAGUUAAAGGCAAAACCCAUCAGGACUGCCAGUGGGAUUGCUGUUGUGGCUGUGAUGUGCAAACCCCACAGAUGUCCACACAUCAGUUUUACAGGGAAUAUAUGCGUAUACUGCCCAGGAGGACCCGACUCAGAUUUUGAGUACUCAACCCAGUCUUACACGGGCUAUGAGCCAACUUCCAUGCGAGCGAUCCGUGCUAGAUACGAUCCGUAUCUGCAGACGAGACACCGCAUAGAGCAGCUAAAGCAGCUUGGCCACAGCGUGGAUAAGGUGGAGUUCAUCGUCAUGGGUGGGACGUUCAUGGCCCUUCCCGAAGAAUACAGGGAUUAUUUCAUCCGAAAUUUACAUGAUGCUCUAUCAGGCCACACUUCAAACAAUAUUUACGAGGCCAUCAAGUAUUCUGAGAGAAGCCUCACAAAGUGUGUUGGAAUUACGAUUGAGACCAGACCCGAUUAUUGCAUGAAGCGGCACCUAAGUGACAUGUUGACAUACGGCUGCACCAGGCUGGAGAUCGGAGUACAGAGUGUCUAUGAAGAUGUGGCCAGAGACACCAACAGGGGCCACACCGUGAAGGCAGCAUGUGAAUCAUUCCACCUGGCCAAAGAUUCUGGCUUCAAAGUCGUGGCUCAUAUGAUGCCUGACCUGCCCAACGUGGGACUAGAAAGAGACAUCGAGCAGUUUAUAGAAUUUUUUGAGAACCCUGCCUUUCGUCCUGAUGGUUUGAAGCUCUAUCCUACCCUGGUGAUCCGUGGCACUGGGCUGUAUGAGCUGUGGAAAUCAGGAAGGUACAGGAGCUAUCCUCCCAGUGACCUGGUGGAGUUGGUGGCUCGGAUCCUAGCCCUCGUGCCCCCAUGGACUCGGGUGUACCGGGUGCAGAGAGACAUCCCGAUGCCCCUAGUCAGCUCAGGAGUAGAGCACGGCAACCUGCGAGAGCUGGCGUUUGCAAGAAUGAAAGAUCUUGGAAUACAGUGCCGAGAUGUGAGAACCAGGGAGGUUGGAAUUCAAGAAAUUCAUCAUAGAGUGCGGCCAUACCAGGUUGAGUUGGUACGGAGAGAUUAUGUUGCCAGUGGUGGCUGGGAAACCUUCCUGUCCUAUGAGGAUCCAGAUCAGGACAUUCUGAUUGGUCUCCUGAGACUACGGAAAUGCUCCGAGGAAACCUUCCGCUUUGAAUUGGGUGGAGGCGUUUCCAUAGUCCGAGAGCUCCAUGUGUAUGGGAGUGUGGUUCCUGUGAGCAGCCGCGAUCCCACUAAAUUUCAGCACCAGGGGUUCGGCAUGCUGCUGAUGGAAGAAGCAGAAAGAAUAGCUCUAGAAGAGCACGGAUCUGGGAAGAUGGCCGUUAUAUCAGGGGUCGGCACAAGGAAUUACUACCGAAAGAUGGGCUACCGAUUGCAAGGCCCGUACAUGGUAAAGAUGCUAAGAUAAUGGCCACACCAAUGUCCCUUCAUGCAGCGU